Hevea brasiliensis (rubber tree) is the source of this 4382-nucleotide messenger RNA. RefSeq lists its product as uncharacterized. The record is from RefSeq and is a predicted model, not a curated record. The coding region runs from base 101 to 4162 and encodes 1353 amino acids. Gene Ontology annotation, cellular component: condensed chromosome, centromeric region. The transcript has 9 exons. Gene Ontology annotation, biological process: mitotic chromosome condensation; meiotic chromosome condensation. Gene Ontology annotation, molecular function: histone binding. Lineage: Eukaryota; Viridiplantae; Streptophyta; Magnoliopsida; Malpighiales; Euphorbiaceae.
ACGAAAAUUCGAAAGAACUUCAAGCAAGAGAAGGAGGCACUCUCCGGUGAGUGAGACCUCACUUCAAUUCCCAACUGAAACUCCACCACCACCAGCCGCCAUGGAAGGCACCGUAACAAGAAUAAUCGCUGACUUGGUAGAGACCCACUGCAACCAAAGCCCUACUCCACUUCUCUCUCGCUCAACUCUCGAAGAUCUCCAAUCCCUCUUAGAUACUAAUGAUCCUCAACUCCUCGACCAGUUCUUCUUCGAUCUCUCCUCUAAAUCCAUUUCUCCUUCAGCUCUCCUCCCUCCUCUCACCACCACCAUGGACUCUGGCCCUACCCAUCUCUCCCUCAUGUCCUCCAAUGCUUACCUCUCUCUCCUCCUCUCUCCUAAUUCUCCUGUUUUCACUCUCUUCACCCCUAUGUCUUUUCUCACUCUUCUCCGCUCCCUUCGUCGUUCCUUAAAGGCCCGCCCACCGCCUCCAAUUGGGGAAUGCCAUUCCUCCGCCUCUGCUUGCGGUGGGGCCCUGGUAAAGAAGAGAAAGGGGCGUGCGUCGAAGAAUAAUAGGAGGAAUGCGUGUGAUGAUAGUGAUGAAUAUGGUAAUUAUAGCAAUGGAGAAAGAGAAAGCGAGUUUUUUGAUGUCAGAAUGUUAUUUUCUGUUCUCGAAAAAUUGGUUUUAGUCUUGGAUUUGAUUCAUCUAAAUAGAUUUCCCGAUAGUCUGAAGUCUUUGGUUCAUACUGUGGUGGAAAUUCCGGUUUUGGCUAUUGAAAUCGGAGGUAAUGUGAUAAGUUUUAACCGAUUGACGGAUUUGUGUUCGAAGAUUUUGCGCCAAGUCUUAAAAUCUGACCAUGGAGAGGAAGGGGAGACGGCGGCAGAGGUUUUGAAGUCGUUAGCGCCUUUGAUUUUGGCUGUUAAGUCGCCGGCUAGGAGCUUUGCAUUGGAUUUUGUGAAGCAUUUACUGAGAGGUAUAGCCAAAAAGAACGAGGGAGUUAAAAGAGCUCUUGUAAAUUUGCCACGCUAUCUGGCACAAAAGGCACCGGAGAAGGCGGAGCCUAGAGUGCUGGCUGUGGAGGCGACAAUUGAAAUUGUUAGUGCAAUGGAGUUAAACGAUCAAAUUGGGUUUACGGAGUAUGUUGUGAAAAUGACACAGGGGAAAGCUAAUCUCAGGCUCUUGGGGGUGGAUUUGAUUUUGAAUUUAAUGAUGUUUUUAAAAGACCCGUUUGGUGUGUACUUGGAUUGUGAAGUGAAGGAUUUGUGGGGUGUUCAUUGCUUGGAGGCGUUAAUUCAGCGUUGCUCAGACUCAAGUGCUGGAAUUAGAGCUCGUGCAUUGUCAAAUUUGUCUCAGUUGGUGGGGUUCUUGUCAAGUGAUGAUAAGAAUUGUGCGGUAUUGAAGGAAGUAUUGGGUUUGGGAGAAGGGGGCACAAAAAAAGUGGAAGGUGGGAUAAAUGAUGUUUUGAGGAAAAGAUGUAUGGAUGAGAAGGCAAAUGUUAGGAGGGCAGCACUUGUUUUAGUUACCAAGUUGACUGCUCUUAUGGAUGCUAAUUUUGAUGGUGUUGUGCUCAAGAUUAUGGGAAUGGCUUGUUCAGAUCCGCUUGUGAGCAUUCGUAAAGCUGCAAUUUCAGCCCUUUCAGAGGCGCUAAGAACAUUUUCAGAUGAAAUUGUGACAAUUGAGUGGCUACAUUCUGUUCCACGGUUAAUAACUGAUAAUGAAUCCAGCAUUCAAGAAGAAUGUGAGAACUUGUUCCUGGAACUGGUUCUGGAUCGCAUCUCAAGAGCGGGAUCUGUCGAGGCAACAUACAGUGAUUCCACUUUCUCUCAUUCAAACAUUAAAGCAAAAGGUGUAGAAAGGGAAAUUGAGGCCUUAUUUCCUGAAGGUGUAUUGGUUUUUUUGAAAGAGAUCUGCAAUGGAGAGGUGAUACCUUGGGUGAGGAAAAUCUGCACAAACCUAGGUAAAAAGAAACGAUUAAAGCCCAAAUUAGCUACUGCACUACAGAAUAUCAUAAGGACUUCUGAGUCUCUUUGGUUGAGUCAUUCCAAACCAAUAGAAAAGUGGACAGCCCCGCCUGGUACUUGGUUUCUUCUAUCAGAGGUGUCAGCCUACCUUUCGAAAGCAGUUGGGUGGAAGUUUCUCCAUCAUCAUUGGCAGCUCCUUGACAAGUUUGGCCCAGCAUCUGGUUUCAACAGCUCAUCUGGUGCAGAAAAUAUGUAUGAACAUGAAGAGGGUUCUGAACCAAAUUCUGUUGCAUGGGCUGGGGAUCGGGUUUUCCUUCUGCAAACAAUCUCUAAUGUCUCAGUGGAGUUGCCACCUGAAUCUGCUGCAGACUUAGCUCAUAACUUACUUAAAAGAAUUGAAGAAUUCAACAUGCAUUCAACAGAGGUUAGCGCUCAUGUUAAGGCUCUCAAAACAUUGUGCAAAAGGAAGGCUUUGGAUCCUGAUGAGGCGGAUGCACUUGUCAUGAAAUGGGUACAGCAAGUUCUCUCUAAGGCUUCUAAAAUCUUAGAAAAGUACAUUUCAGGGGAUCUGGAAGCAAAUAACCGAAAUAGUUUCUUCACACCACCUAGAAGUGAAAGUACAAAGGGCAAGAGAGCAGCUGCUAUGUGUCAAUUGCUGUCAGAAGCAGUGACUGCAGCAUACACUAUUGGGUCUUUGGUUACUGUUUGUCCUUCAGCUGAUGUCAGCUCUAUUGUACCUAUACUACACACCAUCAUCACUUCAGGAAAUUCAGAUCCAAAAUUUAGUAAGUUACCAGGUUCUACAGUCAAUUUGAAAGAGAUAGCCCUCUCUCUGUACAUUCAGGCGUGGCUGACCAUGGGGAAGAUAUGCUUAGCAGAUGGGAAACUUGCGAAGAGAUAUAUUCCUUUGUUUGUGCAGGAGUUUGACAAGAGUGAUUGUGCAGCCCUUCGCAACAAUCUUAUAGUUACUAUGGCUGAUUUUUGUGUUCGCUAUACUGCUCUAGUUGAUUGUUAUAUAUCAAAGAUCACCAAGUGUCUCUGUGAUCCAUGUGAACUUGUGAGAAGGCAGACAUUUAUAUUGCUGUCAAGAUUGUUGCAGAGGGACUAUGUGAAGUGGAGAGGUGUUCUGUUCCUUCGAUUCCUUUUAUCUCUUGUUGAUGAGUCAGAAAAGAUAAGACAGCUUGCUGAUUUUCUCUUUGGUAAUAUUCUAAAAGUCAAAGCACCGCUUCUGGCUUAUAACAGUUUUGUGGAAGCCAUUUAUGUCCUCAACGACUGCAAUUCCCAUAAUGGACACAGUGGAUCAAAGAAUUCAAGGACAGAAAAUCGGAUUUUUUCCAUAAGGGGCAGCGAUGAAAAUUCACGGUCUAAACGAAUGCACAUUUAUGUUUCUUUGCUGAAACAAAUGGCCCCAGAGCAUCUCUUGGCAACAUUUGCAAAGUUGUGUGCUGAGAUUCUUGCAUCUGCAUCAGAUGGCAUGCUCAACAUAAAUGAUGUCGCAGGACAAUCAGUUCUGCAGGAUGCUUUCCAAAUUCUUGCCUGCAAAGAGAUCCGAAUUCCAUCUGGCCGCGGAUCACAGACUGAUGCAGGAGAGAUAGAGGAAGAAGGUGGAGAUGGUGGUGCCUCUGCAGCAGCUGCCAAAGGAAGGGCUAUUACUCAAGCAGUCAGGAAGGGUCUUAUCCAAAACACAAUCCCCAUCUUUAUAGAGCUUAAACGUUUGCUGGAAAGCAAGAACAGCCCCCUCAUAGGUUCCCUUAUGGAAUGUCUCCGGAUUCUUCUCAAGGACUACAAGAAUGAGAUUGAUGAAAUAUUGGUUGCUGAUAAGCAACUCCAGAAAGAGCUUAUUUAUGACAUGCAGAAGUAUGAAUCAACCAAGGCCAAAUUAACAGCUGCAGAGGCUGUUGCCACCAUACAAAACGCCAGUGGCUUUCUUUCUCCUGGUGCUCCAAAGACUGCAAGCAGAACAAAUGGACAGGAUAAAGUCACUGAAAAGUUGCAUAAUGAUUCAAGAGUUGCUUCAGCAAUGGCAGAUGCAGCUGCUGCAGCCAGAGCCCGGUCUGUGCUAAGAGAAGUGAACAAGGGAACACUGACACCACCACUUAGUUCUAUAAGUGUGCCAAAACUGAAGUCAAACCAAGGUGCAAGUGGUUCUCAAAGUGAUCGACCCAGCGAUGUAUUGGAAUCUUUGAGAAGGAGACAAUCUUUCAAUUCUGACGAUGAAAACUGAUGUCUUUUGAUAGCGAUUUUAGCACAUUCUUGACAAAAUUUUUGGCCUUAAACCUCCAAAAGAAAAGGUCUCCGUGGGAACAGAACUAAGUUGACAGUAUAAUUCCAGUUGUACAGUAUGCAAGCAAGUCUGCUAAUAAGCAACAAUACCUUUCUGGAGAUGCUUUCCUGCAACAAUAUUAUUAGCACAAUUUAUUCAUUUCCUUGUGUCUUUUUAAAAA